AUGGCUUCGACUGCGCCUGCAAAGGACGUCGAAGAUCUGAGGAACGCUCUUGGUGACGCGAAAGCGUUCAAGGCUUUCGACUUAGGGCCUUCGUCAUUACGUGAAAAGGUCCUAGUUACCGCGUCUGAGGCCGAGCAUGUAUACGAGCCAGACUAUUUCGGGCCCGGCCAUGAUAAGGCCGUGUCGCAGUAUACAGCUGCUCUUGGGAAGUCCUGCCGUGACGACCCUGUCUUGUCCAUCAUGUUUUGCGGCAUCGGUGAUGCUCGACAUCUGUUCCGAACUGUAAUGAGCUUCUUUGCGAGCGGCAACCGGACGCAGAAGGCGCACUUUACAAUACUGGAUCACAAACCAGUCGUCAUGGCUCGGAUACUGGUCUUCUUUGCUCUAUUGGACGAAGCUGCGACCAGUAAAUCAUCGAAAGAAGAGAGCUUGUUGACCGUGGCCUACCUCUUCUGCGCUCACAUCGUGCUCCCCUUCGUCCAGAAGAAGCUCCAGGAGACGAUCAACCGACUUGAGCUUCACCUGGAGAAGAAUGAUCUUCCUUUCAAGUGGGCAGACUUGUCCGUUUCGCAGAUUGCCAGUGUACUUCGUGUUCUCAGAAGUUGGGGCCAGGCAUCCCCAAAAUCAUACGAGACCGACCGAGUGCGCAGCUUCAUAGCGGAACACAUUGCAAAGGCAAUUCCGCCAGGUAUGAUGGAUGACGAGAAGUGGCCCUAUCUACCCGAAUGCGAAGCAGAUCACCGCGUCUUUGAUGACUUCUCCGUCAUCCUGGCCCCCACGGCUACUCUCGAGAGGUACGAGCCCGAGCUCGCGGCGCUGGUGAGAGAGCAUCAAACUGGGGGCAAGGGAGCUCAGCUCCGCAUCGACGAGUAUCUAGACAAGCAUUGGAAACUGAACGCCACACUCAUAGACGCUGAUUGGGAAGCGAAUAAGGAGAAUACAGACGAAAUACCCGACAUGGGCUUCGACCCAUUCCAUCUCGUCGAGGCCCUGACGGGAAUGUCUUUCAAAAAGCCUAAAGCUGGUGCUGGUUCCGGCAGUGCCAUGGAACGCGUGCGCCUUUUCUUCGAGCGAGUUGGUGAUUCGAUCGGCAAGCUUCAAGGGAGGUUAAGUAUAGAAAUGAUGGUUGGAGAUAUGGCCGAUGUACUAGAACGCAUCCGCUACGGCCACCUCGAUCGUUCAACUGGAAGCAUGCAUGAUGGAAGCACAUCGAUGGACCCAGGCUGGCCAUCGAAGUAUCAUGGCAUCCACAUGAGCAAUAUACCGCGAGGACUACGUCGGAGGACCUUGACCAACUUCUUGUAUGCUGCGCCAAUCCUAAAGGAGGGAGCCGGAUCGGGACUGGUCUCGUGGGUUUUGCGGAAUCCCCCUCAAUGGAAAAGCAUCGAUCAGUUCAACGCAGAGUACCUGUUGAUGUAUGAUCGUAAUCUACUCCGGAAGCACUUCUCGGUCAAGCUAUCGAAUCUUACGCCAGAGCCUGGGCCAUCUCUUUUCCCGAUGCAAUUCGACCUACCACUAACGUCGUACAAGAUGUGGGAGAGAUGUCGUGAUUCAGGCCUCGCCCUUGACGAGCUGAUGCCGCAAGCACUGCCCCCGCCAGACAUGGUAUCCGAAUACUCAAUCACGUUCCCGCCCUUCCAGGCUCCCGACCUCAACUACCCGCACUUCAUGAUGGUCUUCUGGCACCAGCGAAAGUACGCAGAGGCGCCACGCAACCUCCGCCGGCUCCUGCUCGACGACGAGAACGGCGACACGACAUCUUCUGCGCGUAUGUUUAGAUCGGACGGGGUUAGGGUCCUGACGACGUUCAAGUGGGUCAGGAAGACGAACACGGCGACAUUUUGGUUGGGGAGCGAUGUGGUGGAUGGGAUGACUGCUGAUGACUGGACGGUUUAUAUCUGGAGGGUUGAUUCGUGGAUGAGACUCACACCGGACCUGCCGCUCCGGGGCGCUGUGGUGAGAAAUAAGAGUUGGGCUGAGUGGGUGGCUUCGGGUUGA
Messenger RNA from Anthostomella pinea, 1998 nucleotides. The record is from the annotation of a GenBank genome assembly. NCBI's taxonomy places the organism in Eukaryota, Fungi, Ascomycota, Sordariomycetes, Xylariales, Xylariaceae.